AUGUAUGAUGAGUAUGCUCGCUUCCAAGGCCGCCUCGAAAAAUAUGGUGAGCUAAUACCCUUUGUGUACAUCUGCGAGAUUGAUAUACGAAAGCUUUGGUUUGUUCCUGAACUCUGGCCCCGAAUUGGCUCGUGGCCCUCCUACGAGAUGUGUGUUUCAAGGGUUCUUGGUAGACUUGGGCUUUCCGGGUGUAGAUCUGAACGGAGCCUGCUGCCCCCUGGAGCUACACUAUUGCCAAAGUGUGUUCUAAAUGCGGUGGAGGGAAUACUAGGUACCUCUAUAGCGCACUUUGAGAAAAUCGAAGAGUAG
Messenger RNA from Clonostachys solani, 309 nucleotides. NCBI's taxonomy places the organism in Eukaryota, Fungi, Ascomycota, Sordariomycetes, Hypocreales, Bionectriaceae. The record is from the annotation of a GenBank genome assembly.